AUGAAGAAUCUACCACAUCAUCUUUGCCGCACUCUGACAGCAUCUUUCUCUUACAAGUUUGGCAAAUCGAAUCAAAAUCAUCACUGCAAAUCUCAUCUACAGAGCUUGGAAAAUCAGGUGGCCAUCUGCAGGCACUAUGGAUCACUGCGGAAAUUUACAGCACUGGAAGAUGACAGGGCUGCCAUUAGGACCACUUGUUUGCAAGACUUUGCAAUCCCAAAUGACACACCGGAGGCGCGUGCACAGACAGCUUCGGUGGUGGCUGCAUGGGAGACAGCUAGGGAAUACAUGGCGAAAGCGGUGGAGUUGAAAGCAGAGGCAAAAGUCUUGGGCCAGCCUCGCAUUCUCCAAAUUCAUGCGAGACAGGCCAUGAUUAGGGCCGUUGAAAAUAUCCAUGGCCAGCUCAAUGACUCCGAAUGUCCUUCUUCUGAUUACCUAUCAUUGAAGGCCGAGGAGACGGAGUGCAAUGAGGCAACCGCUGCACCCUUGGACGAGAUAUUGAGCAAGCAGGCGUCUUCACAGAUUCAGUCUGCAGUGGAUAGCACUGGCCACAUCAGAGUGACACGAACAAAGGCAAAAGCAAAGAUGCCUGGAUCCACGGAAGAAUACCGUAAGGUGAUGAAAGUGGAGAUGUUCGCGUGGCUGGCCAUGGCCUCGCGUUACAAGGCAAAGCAUUGGCUACAUGGACUCACUGCAGUGCCUUUUCAGAAAUUCACUGAAUACAUCCUUGGAGACCGGGCGUACGGGCUACAGAUUCCAUCAGCUUCUGGAGAUUCAGGAUCACAAAGGGUCAAGCCAGACUGGUCCAUCGUGUUGGCAUACGAGUUCAAGCUGAGGAGAUUGCGAUGGGUCUUGCGGCAGGGUCCAUCAGUGCAGAGUCAAGGGAAAGCUGAAGAGUCAGGCAAUUUCAAACUGGAGUUGAUGGAAUUUGAUAUCGAAAGGUCGCCAGAUCACGAUUUGACUGACCAUGCAUUGUGGGAGCGCAUUUUUGCCCUUCUCAAGGAAGGUGGAUCACCCAAGGUGUUGCUGCUCUCUGCCAAAAUUUGA
This is a messenger RNA of Cladocopium goreaui, 1047 nucleotides long. The record is from the annotation of a GenBank genome assembly. Lineage: Eukaryota; Dinophyceae; Suessiales; Symbiodiniaceae.